Linum trigynum is the source of this 6303-nucleotide messenger RNA. NCBI's taxonomy places the organism in Eukaryota, Viridiplantae, Streptophyta, Magnoliopsida, Malpighiales, Linaceae. The record is from the annotation of a GenBank genome assembly.
UUUCAUUAAUACACUCGAUAAAUUGUUCAUCAUUGCGGUACCCCAAAUACCCGAAAAUUUGUAUUAUACCAUCAGAAUCCUUCAUUGUUUUUUUUUCUUUUAACUACUGUAUUUGUUUUUUCCUUUACUCACUUUUUUAAUUUCUUCCUAAACUUCUUAUUUGUCUCAUUCUUCCUUCACUUUCUCCCUCUUUCUUUCCCUUUCUCCCACAAGUGGCAGAUGCCACCUCAUCUCCCUCCCUUACUAUUUCUUUCCACACUCCCACUUAAACUUCCUUCUUCUCCCUACCAUUUCCUACACUUUCCUUUAUCAUGCAUGUUCAUGCAUACAUAUACGUACAAUUCCCAUCCCUACUCUUUCCUUCAAUUUCCACUACAUAUUUAUACUUCUUCUACUUUCACAUACACCCUUACACUUUCUCAAAUACUAUACUAGAUAAGGAAUAUUAGUGUAUGACGGAGAAUGUUAAGGUAUUACGGAGAAUAUUAACGAGUAUAGGAGAAUAAUGGAGAAUGUUGGUGAAUGUUAACGUAAGUCGAGGAAUUUAACUACGACUUUUUUCUAUAAAUAGGGAGCACCCCUCCCCCUUUCAAAACUACAACAACACACACACACACACACCACAUAAGCCACUUACGACUAAUUCACACGACACAACUCACACACCAUAUACACUCUCUCUACUUUCUCUCUCCAAAAACGUUUUCUCUCUCCUCCCGAUCUCCCAAAAGCGUGUUAAAUCUCUUAACACUCAACACACCCUCAAUUUGGCGGACUAAGCCAUGGGAUCGUGGAUAGUCUCCACCGGGCGACAUUAAAUAGCCGACGACGCUCAAUUACGACCGUGGGACCGAACCAGGUCUAACGUCACCGUAUUUAUUUUAUUCCAUUCAGGUUACUAAUUUGAGUGUCGGAGGAGGUUCCAACCAGGACCCCCCCCCCCCCGGUGGGACCUUUUUUCAGGUAUUCGCACGGAGCUGGAGGUGGUUAAAGGCUUUGGGAAAUCAGCGCUCUCCGGACCUUAAACAUAUUGAAGCAGGCUGCUCUAAGUUUGGCAUCAACAAUUGGCGCCCACCGUGGGGCCCGGUGAGAAGAAUAUUCCCAAAGUUUUAACAAACCACCUUCAAGCCGUGAUGAAUACCUAAGGUUCUCCCAGUAUUCCUACCAUUGAAGCAGUGCGUCGCUCUUUAAGAGUAAUCGAGACUGGGGGCAACCCAACCCCCCGUUCACCACUCAGCGAUGCACCGAGUCAAAAUACAGAGCCUCGAGUGGUGCCACUUGCACAGAAUACCUCCAUUCCGGCACCAGAAGCAAUUCCCACCCCUACUCCGCCACAAGUACGUGAGAUGCAAGUUGAGAUUGAGCGACUUAGAGCUCAACUCAGGGCCAAAGAAGCCUCCCAGAUUAAUGCUCCUGGAUCUUCCAGAGGACCCGUAACAAAUAAUCAGGAGAGAGUUGCAGCCCAUGGCUCGGUCAACGAACCACCCGAUGGGAUGUCAGCACCUGUUGGAUUAAUCGCUCCGAGUCUCUCAGCCAAUCUGCUCGAACCUUCCCCAGGACACGAAGUUGUCACUUCAACCGGAAUAGGAGGACCUCUAUCCAGAAUCGUGUAGGAUGAGCCCUACCCAUCAAAUCUUCAUUUACCAAGCUUGCCAGAAUAUUAUGGCACCACAGAUCCAGAAGACCACUUUUGCUCUUUUCAAAUCCUAAUGCCAUUAAUCGGAGCAUCUGAUGCAACAAUGUGCAAAAUCUUCCCAGCAACACUCCGUGGAGAUGCCCGACGAUGGUACUCAAAGUUACAAGAUGGUAUUAUCUCCAGUUUCUUCGAAUUUGCCACUCUCUUCAGAUGCAAAUUCUACGCACAAAAAAAACAACCUAUCAGCAUCCAUCAACUCCUCAGCAUCAGGCAGCGUGAUGAUGAGACACUCAAGGCUUACUAUACUCGAUAUAGUAACAUCGCCAUCGGACUAACGUCCAUUUCCACUGAGAUCGCCACCAAUGCCCUGAUGCGAGGGACUAUCAACACUGAUUUAUAUGCUUCUCUUGCAAAACGGGCUCCCCACAGCACUAUGGAGCUUCAAGAGCGAGUUUCAAAAUAUAUUGAUCUAGAAGAAGCACUUCAGGAGGUUAGUCGGGCAGGAUCCAAAAGAAAACAAGAGACUUCAUCCCAAGAUUCCCGUCGACAACGUCAAGCUCCUGCAACCGAGGGCCGAAACUCUUCCCAAAAUUCCAGAACGGAAGAUACCCAGUUACAACAAAGCUAUACUCCUCUCAAUCGCUCUAGACAAGCCAUUCUUCAGAUCAUUCGAGAGAAGAAAAUUCCCAUUACUCAACCUCCUCCAAUUAUGAGGGUUUCAGGAAAGGGCCAACAAUUCUACUGCGAAUUUCAUCGAUACAAAGGAAAAGCACCACAGGGAAGUGGAUCGGUGUUGGGAAAUGUUCCUGUCAUUCAUGGUGGGGUCAAAUUAUCCGAACAAGUUGGUUCUCGCUCAACCGGUGCCCUAAGGUUGGUCGGUUUCGCAUCUACCACACAAAUUCCCACAUCUUUCGACGAUAGGGAUCUUGAAGAUAUCGAGUAUCCUCAUGAUGAUGCCUUAGUCAUUAAGGCAGUAAUUGCAAACUAUUCUGUGCAACGAGUCCUCAUCGAUGGAGGAAGCUCUGCAGAUCUUUUAUUCUACCCAGCUUUCAAGUCCAUGGGUCUUCAACUAAACAAAUGUCACCCUCCUAGCAUUUACCUCGUGGGGUUCUCCGGAAAUCAAGUCCCAGUUCUGGGGAUUCUCCCACUCCAAGUUCGUAUUGGCAAUAACCAACAAACCGUAGAGAACACAAUCAACUUCCAUGUUAUUGACUGCCCUUCCGCGUACAACUGCAUUCUCGGGCGCCCUUUUCUACAUCAAGUUCGGGCUAUACCCUCAACUCUGCACUUAAAAUUGAAGUUCCCAACUAUUGCCGGAGUCGGGUGUGUGAAGGGAGAUCAAGCUCUUGCACGACAGUGUUGUGAGUUCUCCCUUAAAGAUGGCUUUGUGGCCACGAUGGAAGCCAAAGAUGAGGUCGCUCGUCCCGUUCCCGUUGACCCUGAUGAAGAACAUACAUUAGAAGAAGGGCGAACCGUUCGUGUAUCCAUGGCAUGGCCUAAAAAUUAUCUCCCACAACUUCUUAGUUUGAUGAUCGAGUACAAAGAGCUCUUUGCUCAAGGACCUGAGGAUAUGCCUGGUCUUGAUUCAAAAGUUGCCGAGCAUACACUAGGGAUAAUCCCAGAGGAGGUAAUCAAGCUAGGGCAAGCCGGCUUCAUUAGUGAGGUUCUCUACCCAACAUGGUUGGCUAAUGUGGUCAUGGUUAAAAAGGCCAACGGCCAGUGGAGAAUGUGUGUUGACUUCACCGAUCUCAACAAGGCUUGCCCGAAGGACCCGUAUCCUUUGGCCAAGAUUGAUCUGCUCAUUGAUGCGACCGCCGGUCAUCGCCAUCUCUCUUUUCUUGAUAUGUUCUCAGGGUACCACCAGAUCCCACUAAAGAAAGACGACCAAAAAUAUACUGCCUUCAUGACUCCGGUAGGAAAUUAUUGCUACAAGGUGAUGCCAUUCGGCCUCAAAAAUGCCGGAGCUACCUAUCAACGUAUGGUGGAUCGAGUCUUUGCCCGACAACUAGGUCGAAAUGUUGAAGCCUAUGUGGAUGACAUCCUAAUCAAAAGUGCAGAGACACAUGCACAUUUAGAAGAUCUACGCGAGACUUUUGAUACCCUACGAGGAUACAACUUACGCCUUAAUCCAAAAAAGUGCGUCUUCGGGGCCACCGCAGGGAAGUUUCUUGGAUUCAUGGUGACAAGACGUGGAAUCGAGGUUAACCCCAGGCAAAUUGAAGCGAUUCUCCAGAUGACAUCACCUACAAAGCAUAAAGAAGUACAGGUUCUAACAGGAAGGAUUGCGGCACUCAAUCGAUUCAUUUCACGAGCUGGGGAUCGGUGUGCCCCUUUCUUCAACACCAUAAAAGGAGCUGGAAAAACUUUUCAGUGGACUCCUGAAUGUGAGAAAGCUUUCACAGAACUUAAGGAGUACUUGGUGAAUCCCCCAAUACUCUCAUCUCCCGUCAACAACGAGACAUUGUACAUGUACUUUGCUGUCUCCUCCAAGGCUGUGAGUGUUGUACUCGUUCGCCGAGAUACAAACCAUACAGAGCAUCCUAUUUACUACACUUGUAAGACCCUGUUAGAUGCUGAAACAAGAUACUCUCCUGUGGAGAAAGCCGCCCUAGCUGUGGUGGUUGCCACUCGAAAGCUGCGUCCGUACUUCCAAAGCCACCCCAUAUGUAUACUCUCUCAACUUCCUUUACGUCGUCUACUUCAGCGGAUGGAUGUUGCUGGUAGAAUGGUGAACUGGGCCAUCGAGCUUAGUGAAUACGAUAUCACUUUCCUCCCUCGCACCGCCAUCAAGUCCCAGGUUUUAGCUGACUUUGUUGCAGAAGGUGUUCGAGCAUGUAUCCCACCAGAAACAGAGACUUGGAGAUUGUACGUUGAUGGUGCAUCUAGUAAAACUGGAUCAGGAGCAGGGGUUUUGCUCAUCAGCCCUCUCGGAGUCACUCAUGAAUUGACAAUUCGCUUUGCCAGCACCAUGACGAACAAUGCUACCGAGUAUGAAGCCCUCCUAGCGGGACUAAUUAUGGCUCAAGAAUUGGGCAUUCAACGAAUUAGGGUCCACUCCGACUCUGCCCUAGUUGUCAAUCAAGUGCAGGGGGCAUACGAGGUACGAGAGCCCACACUCGUACCAUACACCAAUGCCGCUCGUAUGGCACUCUCUGAGUUUCCUCAAGCGGAGAUAGUCCACAUAUCUCGUGAGGAUAAUCUUCAUGCAGACGCAUUAUCAAAACUUGCAACAGCACAAGACUUCCUCAGCGAGAGACAUGUGAUCAUUGAAAGGCGUCCAACAAUGUUAUGCGCCCAAGUUACCUCAUUUCCAGCACAAUCCGAUUGGCGAACACCUCUCAUCGAGUAUCUAAAAUAUGGGCUCCUGCCCGCUGACCAGAAGGAAGCCAUCCGCCUUAAGAGACGUGCUCCUCGUUACCUCUUGAUCGAGGGAGAUUUAUACAAGAAAGGCUUCACUGGACCCUACCUGCGGUGCCUUAGCAUUGGCGAAGCACACUUUGCCGUACAGGAGGUACAUGAAGGAUCAUGGGGGAUGCACGCUGGUACUCGUAGCUUGGAAAAAACCCUUCUACGACAAGGUUACUACUGGCCCACGAUGCGGCGGGACACUCAAAAGUAUGCUCAAGCAUGCCCCAAAUGUCAGGUGGCCGCGCAAACCACUCAUGCACCUCCAUCAAAAAUGCAGGUUAACAUCGGGCCAUGGCCAUUCGCUCAAUGGGGGAUGGACUUUUUGGGACCCUUUCCCAUGGCUCCCGGACGAAAGAAAUGGUUGAUCGUAGCCAUUGAUUAUUUUACCAAGUGGAUUGAGGCUGAGGCGAUCGCUAGCCUAUCCACUCAGAAAGUUGAAAAGUUUUUAUGGCUAAACAUCUUAUGCAGGUUCAGUCUCCCUCACACUCUAAUCAUGGAUCAAGGGACACAAUUCACAAGCGAAGAUUUACAGGCCUACUGCGCCCAAUAUGGAAUCUUACUUCGAUAUGCCUCAGUGGCCUAUCCUCAAGCUAACGGUCACGCUGAGGCUGCUAACAAAAGCAUCCUAUGGGGCCUAAAAACCAGAUUAGGCCAGGCCAAGGGUCGAUGGGUCGAGGAGCUGCCCCAUGUGCUUUGGGCCCACCGGACAACUUACAAGACUUCCACUGGGGAGACACCAUAUGCCUUGACUUAUGGCACCGAUGCUGUGCUGCCAAUUGAAAUGGAGCUCUCCUCUUACAGAAUCCAAGCAUUCCACCCUGAUGAAAAUCAAAUCGAGCUCACUCAUGAUGUACAUCUCAUCGAGGAGCGUCGAGAGGAAGCACUUUUGCGACUCGCCGCUUCCAAAGAGAGGAUCGCGCGUUACUACAACGCCAAGGUGAGAAAUCGACCCAUCAGGGAAGGGGAGUGGGUUCUGAGGAGAAACUUCAAACACAUUCCAAGUCAAGGAAAGUUCACCCCCCAGUGGGAGGGUCCUUACAAAGUGCGUAAAGUGGUCGGACCAAAUACUGUAAAACUAUCACUCCCUGAUGGUCAAGACAUGUCAAGGACUUGGAACACAAUGCAUCUAAGGAGAUACUUUACUCCAUAAAUAUGGUAUACCCUUGCUAUAUUUUAAAUAAACACCCCAGUGGAUUUGUUCCCUAAAUAAAAACCAUGGUAGGGUGAAAGAUAGCUAGCAAUAAAAGUAGCGUGUUUAU